This is a messenger RNA of Calidris pugnax (ruff), 2155 nucleotides long. RefSeq lists its product as uncharacterized. NCBI's taxonomy places the organism in Eukaryota, Metazoa, Chordata, Aves, Charadriiformes, Scolopacidae. Bases 1 to 1041 code for a protein of 346 amino acids. The record is from RefSeq and is a predicted model, not a curated record. The transcript has 4 exons.
AUGCAACGCUUCAAAGAUUUCUAUCUUAACGGCUCCGCAAAAGAGAAAGCUCCUCGCACCGAGAGCAUCCUCCCGCAGCUCUGGCAAAGGGGAAUUUUUGAGAACCAGGCUGAAAUAACCUUUGUGGGAGGAGGGGGCGGGCUCAGCGUAACUCGAAACUUUCCUCCCGGCGCGGCUGAGCUGCCGGGGGUAUAUUUAGAGCCGGGAUCGGCUCCGGAGCGGGGCUUGGGAGGCAAAGCCCUCACCUCAAAAAGUCCCGCCACCACCGGGGCACCCUCCCCCGCGGAGAGACCUGCCUCUAACCUGCCUCUUUCCCAAGCAAAACCAGCCGAAAUCCCGCAGUUUCACCUCACCGCCACUUUCCGCCCGGACUUACUUUAUUUCCCCCUUUGUAUUUUCCUCGGCGCCGCGCUCUCUCCGCCACAAAGAAAAAUGCUCGUCUCUAUUUUAAAGGUGGCAAAAGGACCAGAGCUGAGAUCCACAAAUGAAGAAUUGAGUGUUCACGUUGCCCAGGCUCGAAGCCAGCACGAUAUUUCAGUUGCAGUCUGUAAAUCAUGCAGUCACUCGUCUACAUUGUUUCUGGAUUGGAGCUGGCACUUUGGAGCUGGUGGGAAGAACUCCUGGUUGUCUUCACCUAUCCACCUACCUGUAGGAAUAUUUGAAGCAUCAAAUCUACUGUGCUGUUUACAACUGUGUAACAGGACGCUCUGCAAUGUAAACCUUCAGCAAACGUCGCAAGCGAAUGCCUGUGGAGCUCACCCAAUUUCUGGGAGGAAGGAGAAGACAAGGGGUGUCUACACGCAGUUGCAGCACGGAGGAGGAAUAUCCAAGUUGGCUCCAAACAAGCUGAUUGAGGUGUUGAGGAGCAGCCAGGGCUGGAAAAUGGAGCUCAGCAAGGGCUACCUGUGUGGGGUUCGUGGGAAGACUCAGAUUGCAACUCAAGUUCGGCCUGUGAGCUUUACAGGAUUUACAAGCAAGCUUGGCCCAGGGCCCAGUUUUGAGAAAAGUUGGACUCCAGUAACAGUAUUUCUUCAAAAUUAAGUGAGGCUUGAAGCUGGGUUUUGAAUUUUUGCCUUUUUUUGAGUCUGAAACUUAGGAAGCCAAUGACAUCCUGAUGCAUGUGGAAGAAAAGAAUGCAGGAGUUAGUUACUCCAGGAGUGAUGUGUUAUUUACUCACCCUGCUCUUAUUUCAUCUAGUUAUUUAUGGCUUAAAAAUGCAUUUAUGUACCAUGUAUUUAAAAAAGAUGCAGAAUAUUGAGAAAUCUCGACCUCAUCCUACAAAUGUGUGGAUGUGAGUAAUUGUGCUCAGAUGCAUUCCCACUAGCUUUGACAGGAAAGUGGGAUUGACUUAAAAAUAAUGCUAGCAGAAUUAAGUUUCCUGAUAUUUCUCCAUCCUCCCAUAAUCCCGAAAAAAAAAAAGUAUAAACAUAGUUUCAUCAUGAAAUUUUAAAAAGCCAUUAAAAUCUCUGAAGUGGUCAGUUCCUUUACAUUUAAUAAUUAUACUAUUUUCUACAGAGUCACGUUUCAAACAAUAUUUUAAAUUUGUGGUUUUUACUUCACAGUAAUGUUGCACUGCAGAGUUUUUUAUAAUUUAUCUGUGUUAAGGUUCCUAAAGAUCUAUUACAGCUGACAACUCCUCUGUUUUUAAGCACUGAAAUAUAGACUUGAAUGACAAACCAUGAAAAUAAAUCUUUCUUCACUCUUACUUCACCUUAUUCUAAACAUCUUGCCUGUCAUAUCUGACCGAGACCUUUCUGGGAAGGAGCUUUGAAAGUUUGCUUUGCAUCUACUUGGUGGGCUUGGCAGUGUUGAGUUUAUGGUUGGACUCGAUGAUCUUAAAGGUCUUCUCCAACUUAGAUGAUUCUAUGAUUCCAUCCAUGAUUCUACUGAAAUUACUGUGAAUCUUUCAAUUGGCCAUGGUGGUCCAUAUGUCAGAAAUAAAAAUUCCUAUUGCAAAAAUAUGAAAUUUAUUUUGCGUCAAAGGCUUCUUCUCAGUUCAAUAUAUCAGUAGCAAGUAUUAAUUCAGGAUUAAGCUUUUCUCUUGAAUUUCAAUUUCUGGAUAUGUUAUUUAUAUUUUUGUAAAUGAUUUACCCUGACACAAAACCAGCAUGGGAGACAAAAGAGUUGGGCCUUCUGUCUCUUAUCCAUUUAAAAA